This is a messenger RNA of Condylura cristata (star-nosed mole), 1008 nucleotides long. It is a transcript of the gene AVIL, whose product is annotated as advillin. Gene Ontology annotation, cellular component: actin cytoskeleton; cytoplasm. NCBI's taxonomy places the organism in Eukaryota, Metazoa, Chordata, Mammalia, Eulipotyphla, Talpidae. Gene Ontology annotation, biological process: barbed-end actin filament capping; actin filament severing; actin polymerization or depolymerization. Gene Ontology annotation, molecular function: actin filament binding; phosphatidylinositol-4,5-bisphosphate binding. The record is from RefSeq and is a predicted model, not a curated record. The transcript is spliced from 4 exons. The coding region runs from base 533 to 964 and encodes 143 amino acids.
UCUGUCUCUGGGAGUCCUCUCACCCCCUGCACCUCUGGUCUGUACCCCAGUUGUGUGUGCACAAAUAAAUACACCUUAGAGACAGGAGCCAGACUCCGGGACUACCUAGUGUUCUUCGGCUUCUGGAAAAGGCAAAGCAGUACGGCGAGGGUGACUAGGCCGGUGGCUGCCAGAGCUUCGAGACCCGACGCCACAGCCUGAGGGCCGGAGUGAGCAGCUGCCCUGCGCCCUCGCGGUGGUGACAGCAAGGCUCUCGGGGCCAUGGGCCAAAGAGGAUGGCCUUUCCUGCACACAGUUUUUAAAGUAGAUUUAGUUUUUUUCUCUUAAAAAGAUAAACGCGUCAAAGGCAGGUGCUAAAACUCAACUGCAGGUGGAGUCAGGCCUGCGCCCUGCCGGAGCCUCCGCCCCCCAGGCCGCGGGCUGCGACCUAGCGGUCCGGCCAGCACACUGUCCACCGGGCUGCCCCGCGCGGACAGGCCCGAGCCACUAACGUGCAGCCCGCUCGCAGGGCUCCAGCGGGGACGAGCGGGCCAUGGCCAAGCAGCUGGCCGGGCUGCUCUGUGACGGGGCGGAAGACGCUGUGGCCGAGGGCCAGGAGGCCGCCGAGUUCUGGGACCUGCUGGGGGGCAAAGCGCCCUACGCCAGCAGCAAAAGACUUCAGCAGGUCCAAGAUGUCCAGUCCCGUCUCUUUGAAUGUUCCAAUAAGACUGGCAGGUUCACGGUCACCGAGAUCACAGACUUCACCCAGGAUGACCUGAAUCCAGGUGACGUGAUGCUCCUGGAUACCUGGGACCAGGGAGGAAAAUCAUAUGAGCAGUUAAAAGCAGAGCUGGGGGACGCCACCGCUAUCAUGAGAAUCACCUCUCAGGAAGCCAAGGUUUUGACCGAUACACACAAACUCGCUCCGUCACAAGCCCGGAAGUGGGUUCAUUUCCGUCUCCGUCUGAUCCAACCUAGGACAUGAGCACAGCCCUCUCCCUGGGUUCCGAGACCAGAGAGCCCAGUCAU